CAAUCGGCGCGGUCGGAGGUGGAGGAACCGGGCGAGGAGCCUGAGGGGAAAUGAGGCUUACCGAUAGGCGCGGGAAGGGGUCGAGGCAUGAGAGUGUGACUGGGAGGGAUCUAUCCUGAUGGAGCCACAGUGCAAACGGCAGAAGACAGCGGAGCUGGAAGAUGCCUUUCCUUGGCAAGUGGUGCCAGUUCUUUCCGAGAGGGAACUGCGACAUGUUGUACUAAUGCCAGUCUAUGCUGCCCCUGUCCUUGACAAGAAGGAGGCAUCUCGGUUGGUGAAGGAGGUCUCUGCCAUCUACCCACUGGGCGACUACCCGCACUUGAAGCGUGUCCGAGCUUGUGGCUCUGUGGACAGCUCACACCCACUGGAGAUGAUCUUGUGCCUGGCAAGUGGCAAACAAGAGCAGGAUGCUUUGCAGACUCUCUUGGAACUCUUCCCUGAUGGCCAACUGGACCUGUAUGGCUUGGGCGAACCAUUCCUGACCCAGGUGCCGGUCUACCCGCCCGUGACCAGAUUGCAGUAUGAGGAAGCUGCCUCACACUGGCCGGUCUCCUUCCACGAAAACAAGCGCAUCAGCCAGGCAAUGAGUGGGUGCCUGUUCACUCCAUCGGAGAAGGCCUCCAUGCAAAGCCACAUGAAGCUGGCCAUCCAAGCCGCGCAGAGAGGGGCAAGGCAGGGAAUGAAGCCGGUGGGUGCCGUGGUGGUUGACCCAGCUACUGGGAGGGUCCUGGCCGAGGGGCAUGACUGCAGAGAUGGCUUCAAUCCUCUCCUCCACGCCGCCAUGGUCUGCAUCGACCUGGUGGCCUGCGGCCAGGGAGGUGGGGCGUACAGCUUCCAAGAUUAUCCUGGCUGCACCUUCCUUCCAUCAGCCAACAACUUGGACCAAUCCCCUUCUUUGGCCAAUGGGCUUCCGUACAUCUGCACUGGUUAUGACAUGUACUUAACUCGGGAGCCUUGUGCGAUGUGUGCCAUGGCCCUGGUGCACUCCCGCAUCGAGAGGGUCUUCUAUGGGGUCCCAUCCCCUCAUGGAGCCCUAGGGACCAAGCACCACAUGCACUGCCGCAAAGACCUUAACCACCGCUACGAGGUCUUCCGGGGCAUUCUAGAGGACCAGUGCCGGAACUUGGAACACUUUUCAGGUCUUAAUAACCCGUAACAGAGGUUCUUUUU
Messenger RNA from Eublepharis macularius, 1170 nucleotides. RefSeq names its product adenosine deaminase tRNA specific 3 (gene ADAT3). Gene Ontology annotation, cellular component: cytoplasm; nucleus. The record is from RefSeq and is a predicted model, not a curated record. The coding region runs from base 119 to 1156 and encodes 345 amino acids. Gene Ontology annotation, molecular function: tRNA-specific adenosine-34 deaminase activity. The transcript is spliced from 2 exons. NCBI's taxonomy places the organism in Eukaryota, Metazoa, Chordata, Lepidosauria, Squamata, Eublepharidae.